CAAGGGGAAGGGUUUUCCCUUCCGACCAAAUAAUUUAAGAAAGAACAAACAGAGGGAUUACAGAGGGAGGCGGCGGUGUUUUGGUUUUAUUGUUGGCGCUUCCUUCACUCUCCCUCUCAAAGGAUCGCCUCUUAUUUUAUAAUAUGAAAAUAUAUCCUUUUGUUUUUCUCUUUUGAAUUGAGAGAGUCAUCUUCUUUCUUCCCGCUGUCUACAGAUCUUUGGGAAAUAUUUAUAUUUUCCGUUCAUUACUCGUCGAAACAACUAGUUACUGAGUUUUCUUUUUUUUGCUACGAUGGCGGCUUCUUUACAAAUUUCCGGCGUAAAAACCGCCCCGUCUCAUUCAUUUCCAAAGCAGACUUCUUUCCACUGCCGUUCUGCAUUUUUGAGCCAGCUUAAUUUCGGGUCAUUCCGGUCUACGGAUUCUUAUAGGAGGCUAAGGCAUUGCUGUAAAAGUAGAGUGUUUAAGGUUAGUUGUGAGGGAGGGAAUGUGGAUGUGAUCGAAAGGAAUGAGGUUGAGAAAUCAACGUUGGGAGAAGCAAAGAAUGAAUUGACGUGUGUGAUGAAGUUCGGUGGAUCAUCAGUGGCUUCCGCUGAGCGAAUUAGAGAGGUUGCUGACCUUAUACUUAGUUUCCCCAAUGAAAGGCCAGUCGUUGUUCUUUCUGCCAUGGGAAAGACAACCAAUAAGCUUUUGCUGGCUGGUGAAAAGGCUGUCAGCUGUGGUGUCACUAAGGUGGAUACCAUUGAAGAGUUGGGCUUCAUAAAAGAGCUGCAUCAUAGGACGGUUGAUGAACUAGGAGUGGAGAGGUGGAUUGUUGAUGGGCACCUGGAAGAACUGGAGCAGCUCUUAAAAGGAAUUGCUAUGAUGAAAGAGUUAACAUUGCGUACAAAAGACUAUAUAGUUUCAUUUGGGGAGUGCAUGUCUACAAGGAUUUUUGCUGCAUAUUUGGAUAAAAUUGGGGUUAAGGCCCGUCAGUAUGAUGCCUUCGAAAUUGGUUUCAUUACCACUGAUGACUUCACAAAUGCGGAUAUUCUGGAAGCAACUUACACAGCUGUUGCAAAAAGAUUAAAUGAUGAUUGGAACAGUAAUCCAGCAAUCCCAAUUGUGACUGGUUUCCUUGGAAAGGGCUGGAGAUCUUGUGCAAUUACUACUUUAGGUAGGGGUGGUAGUGAUUUGACAGCCACAACCAUUGGAAAAGCAUUGGGAUUGCGAGAAAUUCAGGUAUGGAAAGAUGUUGAUGGUGUUUUGACCUGUGAUCCUAACAUAUAUUCUGGGGCUCAACCUGUACCAUACCUGACAUUUGAAGAGGCAGCAGAACUUGCUUACUUUGGUGCUCAGGUUCUGCAUCCACAAUCCAUGAGACCAGCUAGGGAGGGUGAUAUUCCUGUUAGGGUUAAGAAUUCUUACAAUCCUAAUGCUCCAGGAACUCUCAUCACUGGAAAUAGAGAUAUGAGUAAGGCAGUACUCACCAGCAUUGUUUUGAAACGGAAUGUCACCAUGUUGGAUAUUGUUAGCACACGAAUGCUUGGUCAAUUUGGCUUUCUAGCGAAGGUAUUUUCUAUCUUCGAAGAUUUAGGCAUCUCUGUGGAUGUUGUAGCUACCAGUGAAGUUAGUAUUUCGUUGACUUUGGAUCCGUCAAAACUUUGGAGCAGAGAAUUAAUUCAGCAGGAACUAGACCAUGUUGUAGAAGAACUUGAAAAAAUCGCUGUUGUCAAUUUGCUUCAACACAGAUCUAUCAUUUCUCUCAUUGGGAAUGUCCAGAGAUCCUCACUUAUACUGGAGAAGGCAUUUAAUGUUCUUAGGACCAAUGGAGUCAAUGUUCAAAUGAUCUCUCAGGGUGCAUCUAAGGUUAAUAUAUCAUUGGUUGUAAAUGACAACGAAGCAGAAGAGUGCGUGAGGGCACUUCAUUCAUCAUUUUUUGAAAGUGAGCUUCCUGGGUUAGAUAAAUGUGGUUCUGCCAAUUGAUGAGAUGAGAAAUUUAUGGAUUCAUUUGAUAUAAUGAGCUUAGGAGAUUAAAUUCUUCUUCCUUUGCUUGCUGCUGUUGCAAUUUAGAAAGAAAUAUUAACAAAUUGGUAUGAUAAUGUAACAUUAUAUAAACAUAUAAAUGUAGGGGCAGAUGAUGGGGAUGAUUUACUAUUUAUUUCCCUGGGUAUCUGGAUGAUUGAUGCCUGCUUAAUUUCCUGUAUGCAAUUUAAUUGAUAGAAAAAAAGAAGAGGAAAUGCAGGCCACAAUUGUCUCAUAUCCUGUUAAUUUCCUGUAUGCAAUUUAAUUUCCUGCUUAAUUUCCUGUAUGCAAUUUAAUAUACAAACUUGCUUGUCCA
Messenger RNA from Gossypium raimondii (Peruvian cotton), 2318 nucleotides. Its product is annotated as aspartokinase 2, chloroplastic. Gene Ontology annotation, biological process: amino acid biosynthetic process. The record is from RefSeq and is a predicted model, not a curated record. Gene Ontology annotation, cellular component: chloroplast stroma. NCBI's taxonomy places the organism in Eukaryota, Viridiplantae, Streptophyta, Magnoliopsida, Malvales, Malvaceae. Gene Ontology annotation, molecular function: aspartate kinase activity. The transcript has 14 exons. Bases 293 to 1963 code for a protein of 556 amino acids.